AUGGUGCGCUGCAGUCAUGUGAGCCCUGCCGCCGGUCAAAACAGCGAUGCGACCAUGAGCGACCCUGCUUCGAGUCCUGGAUCCCUGAGCGGUGGUCGCGCUUUUAUAGCAGCAGAGCAUCCGUCUUGUCUCCCCGGGUAUCUGGGAUCCACGAGCUUUACUGCAGUUCUGACAGAGCAUCGUGAUGAAAUUCCCUUUGAACCAGAAGAGAGCUCGGAUUCUUACCCCGUCGUAUCGGUGGAGCCUGAGCGGGCCAAGUCCGGGGCAGAGGUGUUACUUUUCCUCUACAGCCUCAGCUUCCGGCAAAAACUGGUUGACAAAUUUUAUAGCCGAUCAUGGAAUGCCGUUGUACCCAAGAUUGUAUUGGAAGCUAUCCUCAAUUCGAUACAAGAGAUUUUUGAUGGGUUUGACCCCAGUAAUCUCAUGCCCCAGCUGCAGAACUUGGCCUUGCAACUAUUUCAAAAUUCAUCGCGGGCAAUGAAGACAUAUCCGUCAAUGACCGUCAAGGAAUACCUUGCCUCAUUCACUGGGCGGAACCUUCGUUGGGAAGCCUUAGCAAACAUUUUUCAAGUGUGCGGGCAGCAGCUUGUGAUCACACCGGAUAAUGAUCCCGAGGUUUCUCAGGGAGUCGAGGAUCCGCGGGCAAAGGAACGACUUCUAGAACAAGUGAUUGGAGCUAGCAACGUUUGCCUUAGCUUUUGUGACCAGGCUUCUUCUGCCAAUGAGUUGCUUGCAUAUCUACAAUACAACGAUGUCAUGCUUCAAACACAGCAAUAUGGUGAUUCAAGUUACCAAGCAUGGCGUCGGCUGGGUGACUUGGUCGCUACGAUCUAUGCAGCAGGAAUUCAUCUUGACACAGAUAGUGCCGAGAACAGUCCCUUUUUCCUCCGACAAUGGCGAAGAGGCGCCUUUAUCUCGGCUUUCCACAUGGACAAGACAAUGGCAACAUUCGUUGGUCGACCGCCUCUCAUGAACUAUCGAUAUUGCACUUUGGCCCCUCCGCUAGAUCUGAGCGACGAUGUUCUUGUUGCAGGAGGAGACGUUCUUGCCCAAGCGAUAUCAGAGCUUGACAGUAAUGGCUGGAACACGCAAGGAGCUCGACAUCGCAUGUCACCCUCACGAGUGCGAUUUCAUCUGGCCAUCGCGAGAGAGCAAACCCUUGAUAUCGCAUUAGGGAAUCCUGAAAGCCAAGACCUUGUCCGCAAAUCAAAUGAAAUCGAAGAAAGUGUACGCGUAGUGUGGUCUGCCACACCUGAUCAUCUUCGAUAUGACCGUCAGCCGAACAAUGAUGGACUACGAUAUGAUCUUCCACCGAACAACGAUUUCCAUCAUGGCUGGUUGACAAUCGUUUAUCUUUAUCUCAAUUACCUUUAUACAUGCUUCCUCCUGCAACGGGCUCUAAUAAAGCACGCGAACACCGGACAUGCCGCUCUCUUUGAUGUCUCUCGCCGAGUUCUCGCCAUUGUAAUCAGCAUCACCUCCCAACGAAACCCCAUGGUGGAUCUCGACAGGCAUUAUUCUUGGAUUGCCCUCACAUACGGUCUGCCGAGUGCCAGUGUUCUUCUCGUCGAGCUCCUACACCAAUCUCAUGAACCUGGUCCCCACUCCGUUCCCCUCCCUCGCGCUGAAUUGAUCCGCAACAUUAGCGUUUUCGUCUCAUUACUAUCUUGGGUAUCACGACCUGGUCAUGGAAAUUACCACACGUGCAAAGAAGCGGAGAAGAAAUUGUCUCGUAUCUUAGAUCAACUGUUGGACCCACAGCCCGUGCAGGCGGACAUGGUGCACGACGUCACUUCUGGCUUGUCGAGCUUUCUAGACUGGUCAAACUACAACACUUGGGAUUUUACUGAGUAUUUCCCCGGUGGUGGAGGCUUUGCGCCUUGA
Penicillium pulvis is the source of this 1884-nucleotide messenger RNA. RefSeq names its product putative C6 transcription factor. Gene Ontology annotation, biological process: DNA-templated transcription. The transcript is spliced from 5 exons. The record is from RefSeq and is a predicted model, not a curated record. NCBI's taxonomy places the organism in Eukaryota, Fungi, Ascomycota, Eurotiomycetes, Eurotiales, Aspergillaceae. Bases 1 to 1884 code for a protein of 627 amino acids. Gene Ontology annotation, cellular component: nucleus. Gene Ontology annotation, molecular function: zinc ion binding; DNA binding.